GUACCCCUCAAAACCCAUAGGGGACCCUUUGGGCAUGGCCACGGCGAGCCAUGUGGAAUGGCUGCGCGCUCGCUUCCGGGAAGAGCUGGUUCUCAUGGAGCAGCGCCAGGCGGCGCUGCUGGCUGAGCUGAAGGCCUUCGAGGAGAGCGAGUCUGACUCCCCGGACGUGCCCACACCAGUUCUGGCUGUGGAGUUCCAGGUCGCAGCCCUUCUCAAGGAAGCGGAGGCGCAGCCGGAGAAGCCGAAGUCGGAGAAGUCAGAGGCGGAGAAGCAAUCGGAGCAGAAGGAAGCCAAGCCGCAGGCGGAAACGCCGAAGGAUGCAGCGAGGCCGUCGCUGGAACGAUCGAACACGGUGCUGCGCGCGAUACGGAAGGCUCGGGCCCCUGCCAACCUUCAGGAGUCCUUGAAGGGCAAUAAGCUUGGAGUCCCUUGUUGGCAUCCAGACCGACUCGUGCGAUCCACUGGCUUCGAAGUCUUUUUCUCCUUCCUGAUCCUUUUGCAGGCCAUUUGCCUGGCCAUAGAGACGCAGCAAAGCGGCCUGGAUUGGGGCUACAAAUUGGGCUAUGAAGGCUACCUGGCCCCUGCCAGUGAGAUUUGGCCCGGCGUGCCCGCCGUGCUGCAGGCGGUGGAAAUCUUAUUCGGCACCCUCUUCUGCCUGGAGUGCAUUCUGAAGGGUGUGGCUUACCGCUUGGGCUUUUUCCGGGAGUUUUGGAACUGGUUCGAUCUUUGCUUGGUGCUGCUGUGGAUCUUUGAUACUGUCCUGGUGGUGGUUCCUGUGGAAAGUCCUGCGCUGCGGCUGAUUCGGUUAGUUCGCCUCCUCCGCUUGGUCAAGUUGGUGCGGGCAGUCCAGGGCUUCGACUCCUUGAUCGUCAUGACCACGGCUUUGAAGGAUAGUGUCAAUGCCCUUUUCUGGGUGGCCAUGAUUAUGUUGGUGGUGGAGAUGAUGUUCGCCCUCCUGCUGAACCAGGUGCUGAUGGGAAUGGUGUUUGAUUCUGGGUCGCACUAUACUCCAGAGGAGCAGGAGCUGCUGUUCAAAUAUUUUGGCACCUUUCCACGCGCAAUGUUGACGAUGUUUCAAUUCACAUUGGGCACCUGGGCGGAAGUGGGACGCCUUCUUCAAGAGACGGUCAGCCCGAACUUCAACAUCUUUACCAUCCUGCAUAAAGUGAUUGUUGGUUUCGCCUGCAUCGGCGUGAUCAAUGGCGUCUUCAUGCAGGAGACGAUGCGGGUUGCACAGUCAGACGACAUCAUCAUGAUGCGCGACGUGGCUAGACAAGAGAAGCUCCACGCCCAGAAGAUGCGAGCAUUCUUCCGCUAUGCCGAUCACUCCAAGGACGCCCACAUCACCCGGGAAGAGUGGCUAAAGGUUCUACAAGGUGGCCAUGCCCAGAACUGGUUCGCAGCGCAGGGUCUCAAGGUGGAGGAGGCGGAUGCCGUUUUCUCUUUGCUGGACCAGGACAAUAGCCAAGGCAUCAGCAUGCACGAGCUCGUGGCCGGUGUCAGACAUCUCCAAGGUCCAGCGAGGAGCCUAGACCUGGUCAUGCUCAAGGAGAGUCACGAGAAGCUGUUGAACCUCACUCAGUCCGUGCUUGCACGCCUUGAAGAGCCCGACACCAAACUUUCCUUGUAGCCGUUUCGUCGCACAGAUCGGAAGCGGCGCAUGUGUUUGGCGUGUUC
This is a messenger RNA of Effrenium voratum, 1677 nucleotides long. NCBI's taxonomy places the organism in Eukaryota, Dinophyceae, Suessiales, Symbiodiniaceae. The record is from the annotation of a GenBank genome assembly.